Messenger RNA from Vicia faba (fava bean), 1992 nucleotides. The record is from the annotation of a GenBank genome assembly. NCBI's taxonomy places the organism in Eukaryota, Viridiplantae, Streptophyta, Magnoliopsida, Fabales, Fabaceae.
AUGUCCUCACAAGCAGUGCAGUUGUAUAUAGAAAAAAAUCAAGUGGUUAUGAACAAUGGUAUAGUGAAAGUGUUUUUCUCAAAUCCUGGUGGAUUUGUAACUAGAAUACAAUAUAAUGGCAUUGAUAAUAUGCUUGAAGAUCUUAAUGAAAUGAAUAAUAGAGGGUAUUGGGAUGUUGUUUGGAGUGAAGCAGGAACUACAGGAACACUUGGGACAUUUGAGAAGGUUGUAGGAACAAGUUAUAAUGUUAUAAUAGAAACAGAUGAACAAGUUGAAAUCUCAUUUACUAGGAUAUGGGAUCCAUCUCUAAAGGGGAAGCAAUCCCCUCUAAAUAUAGACAAAAGGUAUGUGAUGCUACGAAAUUCAUCAGGAUUCUACUCUUAUGCUAUAUUUGAACACUUAAAAGAGUGGCCAGCUUUCAACAUACCUCAAAUAAGAAUUGUUUACAAGCUUCGUAAAGACAAGUUUCAUUACAUGGCUGUGGGGAAUGAUAGACAAAGGUUUAUGCCUCUACCUGAUGAUCGAUUACCUGAAAGAGGACAAGAACUUGUUCCUCCAGAAGCUGUUUUGCUUGUUAAUCCUGUGGAGCCAGAGUUUAAAGGAGAGGUAGAUGACAAGUACCAAUACUCAAGUGAAAAUAAAGACCUUAAGGUCCAUGGAUGGAUAAGUUCAAAAUCCGAAACAAAUCAAGCAAUAGGGUUUUGGGUAAUCAUGCCCAGUAAUGAGUUUCAAUCAGGUGGCCUUAUCAAACAAAACCUCACCUCUCAUGUCGGCCCUAUCAGUCUUGCCAUGUUUCUUAGUGCUCAUUAUGCAGGAGAGGAUAUAGUUCUUAAACUCCAGCCCAAUGAGCCAUGGAAAAAAGUUUUUGGGCCAACUUUUGUCUAUCUUAAUACCUUUUUAGAUCAUCAUGAGGAUUCACUAGAGCUAUGGGAGGAUGCCAAGUAUCAGAUGAACAAGGAAGUGCAAAGUUGGCCUUAUGAUUUUCCAGCUUCAAUUGAUUUUCAAAAGUCUAGCGAACGAGGAACUAUUAAUGGCACAUUACUAGUUCGUGAUAGGUUUGUAAAUGAUAAGGACAUAAUAGCACAAGGUGCAUACAUAGGUUUGGCACCACCGGGGGAUGUUGGAUCUUGGCAAAGAGAAUGCAAGGGAUACCAAUUUUGGUGUAGAGCAAACGAUAAUGGAUACUUUUCAAUAGAAAAUAUACGAAGUGGAGAUUACAAUCUAUAUGCAUGGGUUCCAGGUUUCAUUGGAGAAUAUAAGAAAAAUAUUAUGAUCAAAAUAACUCCAGGUUGUAAAAUAAACUUUGGUGACAUUAUUUACGAGCCUCCAAGAAAUGGUCCAACAUUAUGGGAGAUUGGAAUCCCUGAUCGCUCCGCGGCUGAGUUUUAUAUUCCAUAUCCUAAUCCAAAAUUCAUAAACAAGCUUUUUAUAGAUCAUCCAGACAAGUUCAGGCAAUAUGGCUUGUGGGAAAGAUAUGCAGAGCUAUAUCCAAAUGAAGAUUUAAUUUAUACUGUUGGUGUUAGUAACUACACAAAAGAUUGGUUUUAUGCACAGGUCACAAGGAAGAAAAAUAAUGGUAGUUAUCAAGGAACUACAUGGCAAAUUAAGUUUAACCUAGAUGAUGUGGAAGUAAAUGGAAUCUACAAAUUGCGAUUGGCUCUUGCAAGUGCAAAUGUCUCUGAGUUACAAAUUCGAGUGAACGAUGUUAAACAAGAUCCUUCAAUAUUUACUACUGGGUUGAUUGGAAAGGAUUAUGCAAUAGGAAGACAUGGCAUUCAUGGACUUUAUUGGCUAUAUAAUAUUGAUGUGCCAAGUCUUUUGUUAUCCAAAGGAGAUAAUACUAUUUUCCUAACACAGACUAUGGCUUUUGGUCCUUUGGCACGCUUUCAAGGAAUAAUGUAUGACUAUAUUCGUUUAGAAGGUCCUAACUCUUGUUCUUCAUAUUCAAAGAAAAAUAAUCUUAAUUGUAUUGUGUGUGUGACAAAUAAGUGA